CCACUGAAUUUCGUCAUGAUCUUGGGGGUCUGGAAGCUAUAAAAAGUGAAUCAGGGGCUGCAGGAAGCUCAUGAGCCAUGAAGUGCAAUCCUUGACUUCUGACCAUAGGAAAGACAACAGCAGGAGGAGCAAACUAGACGUGAUGGUUAUAGGGCUAAGUCUUCUGGAUUUGGAUCUUCAAUGGCCGGAGAAAGAUCGAGGAAGGGGUUGAAAUGAAUAUGAAUGCUAUCCUAGAAGAGAUUCUGAUUAAAAGGUCUCAACAAAAGAAAAGGACAUCUCCUUUAAAUUACAAAGAGAGGCUUUUUGUGCUUACAAAAUCCAUGUUAGCAUAUUAUGAAGGUCGUGCAGAGAAAAAGUACAGAAAAGGAUCAGUUGACAUUUCCAAAAUCAAAUGUGUUGAGACUGUGAAGAAUGAUGAUAUUGUUAUACCCUGUCAAAAUAAAUAUCCCUUUCAGGUUGUGUACGAUAAUAGCACACUUUAUAUUUUUGCUCCCACUGCCUAUAGCAGGGAUCAGUGGGUAAGAAAUCUGAAAGAAGAAAUAAAGAAUAAUAAUAAUAUAAUGAUUAAGUAUCAUCCUAAAUUCUGGACGGAUGGAAUUUAUCAGUGUUGUCGGCAAACUGAAAAACUAGCACCUGGCUGUGAAAAGUAUAAUCUCUUUGAAAAUGGAAUGAUGACUUCACCUUCAUCAACGACAGAAAAACAUAAGUUUCAGAGAAGGCCCCCACCUCCUGUUCCUCUAGAAGAAGAGGAGGAAGAAGAAGAAGAAGUAGUAAUAGCCAUGUAUGAUUUUGAGCCCACGGAACCUCAUGAUUUGAGAUUAGAAAGAGGUCAAGAAUACACCGUAAUUGAAAAAAAUGACGUUCAUUGGUGGAAAGCAAAAGAUAAAUAUGGAAACAAAGGAUAUAUUCCAAGCAAUUAUGUAACAGGGAAGAAGUCCAAUAGUCUGGAGCAGUAUGAGUGGUACUGUAGAAAUCUGAACAGAAGUCAGGCAGAGCAACUACUCAGAAAUGAGGAUAAAGAAGGGGGGUUUAUGGUGAGGGACUCCAGUCAACCAGGUUUAUAUACAGUAUCGCUUUAUGCAAAAUUUGGAGGAGAAGGGCUAUCUGGCGUAAGACACUACCAUAUAAAAGAAACAAUGACAGCACAAAAGCAAUAUUAUUUGGCAGAAAAACAUCUGUUUGACUCCAUUCCAGAGUUAAUCGACUAUCAUAAACACAAUGCUGCAGGCCUUGUGACGAGGCUACGAUACCCAGUGUCUCCAAAAGUGAAACCCUCACCAACUACUGCUGGAUUCAGCUAUGAGAAGUGGGAAAUCAAUCCUGCAGAGCUCACCUUCAUGCGAGAACUGGGCAGUGGUCUCUUUGGAGUAGUGCGACUCGGCAAGUGGAGAGCCCAGUACAAAGUAGCCAUCAAAGCCAUCCGAGAAGGUGCCAUGUAUGAAGAGGACUUCAUAGAAGAAGCUAAAGUGAUGAUGAAGUUGACCCAUCCGAAGUUAGUCCAGCUGUAUGGUGUCUGUACUCAGCAGAGGCCGAUCUAUAUAGUGACGGAGUUCAUGGAGCGCGGCUGCCUUCUAAAUUACCUUCGCCAAAGACGUGGACACUUCACGAAAGACAGCCUGCUGACAAUGUGUCAGGAUGUCUCGGAAGGGAUGGAAUACUUGGAGAGAAAUAGCUUUAUUCACAGAGAUUUGGCUGCUAGAAACUGCUUAGUGAAUGAGUCAGGAGUGGUGAAAGUGUCUGACUUUGGAAUGACCAGGUAUGUUCUUGAUGAUCAGUACACCAGCUCUUCCGGUGCUAAAUUUCCUGUGAAGUGGUGCCCCCCUGAAGUUUUCAAUUAUAGCCGAUUCAGCAGCAAGUCUGAUGUCUGGUCUUUUGGCGUUCUCAUGUGGGAAGUGUUUACAGAAGGGAAAAUGCCCUUUGAGACAAACACAAACUAUGAAGUAGUGACUAUGAUUACUCAAGGACACCGUCUAUUUCGGCCCAAGUUAGCUUCUAAGAAUGUUUAUGAUGUGAUGAAGAUGUGCUGGCAUGAGAAACCAGAAGAACGCCCCACGUUCCAGGAUCUCCUGCAUAUGAUUGAUGCUAUAGCUGAAGAUUCUUCCUUCUGACAAGGGCUGGCAGAAGUCCAAGAAUUCACAGCGAAGAGAUACCAUUUCAGAGAUGCUGCUGGGUUCUUCCCAGAGGCGCAGUCCUGGAUGCUGUUGGAGGACCACAGGAGGACAAGGCAAUUGUGCAUAUUGUUCCCUUGUCCCCAGGAGAAGAAGCUUCAUCAAGACAUCCAUAGUCUGUUUGGUUAUUGAAACAACACUGUUAUCAAGCGGACCCCAACGUGGGUUUGCUGAGGGGGAAAAUGUCCAUUUGUAGCAGGAUAAAACUACUGUAGAACAUAAACUAAAGUCAGCAGAAGCCUUUUAUAAGUCAGCUGUUGACAUGAAAGAGCAACAUUUAAAGUGAUUCUUGUAUAUAGCCUUGUCCAGUGUUGAGCCCUCAGAUGUGUUUGGCCACAUCUCGUUUCCAGCCAGCACAGAGGUUGGUGAACACUGGGUUGGUCAAGGCUGCUGGUGCACACUAGAGGUGUGACAGGUGGACAGCACGUGGAGGACAGAGGCUGUGAGCCACCUACUUGUCUUUCAACCUAAUGACCUCAGUGGCUUGUCAGGAAAAUAGGGACAAAGAAGAAUAGUACAGAAAUACCAUAAACGUCUCCUUGACUAGAAGCUGCUGAAAGACCCUCCCAGACCUGAGACAGAUUGUCAGGAAGGACACAAACAUAUGAGGAGUUUAAAACACAUCAUUCAUAAUAAAUGUAUUAUAAUACCAUCUACGUACUGUAAAUAUACACUGCACAUAGGUUUUCAUAUGAAAUGAGAAUUUAGUCUGUCCUAAACUAUUUAAAAGCACAACAUAUUGAAUUUUUUAUUGUAUGUUGCACAGUUUGGCAUUGAGCCUUAUAGCAAAACCAGAACAUGCUCUCAACUUUAUUGUACAUGGGAGUGUUUUUGAUCAGACUGCUAUUUUGACUUCACCAACUGCAAAGUGUGCUCCACAGUCCUGCUAGGGAAAUAAUGUAUAGCAAAAUGAGUCUUAAUAAAGACACUUCAUAUAAUAAGUAUGAAGUUGUGAUAAAA
Messenger RNA from Python bivittatus (Burmese python), 3128 nucleotides. The record is from RefSeq and is a predicted model, not a curated record. Lineage: Eukaryota; Metazoa; Chordata; Lepidosauria; Squamata; Pythonidae.